Messenger RNA from Drosophila montana, 417 nucleotides. RefSeq lists its product as uncharacterized. NCBI's taxonomy places the organism in Eukaryota, Metazoa, Arthropoda, Insecta, Diptera, Drosophilidae. The transcript is spliced from 2 exons. Gene Ontology annotation, biological process: 2-oxoglutarate metabolic process. The record is from RefSeq and is a predicted model, not a curated record. Bases 99 to 344 code for a protein of 81 amino acids.
GUGUGGCAACAUUUUUUAGAUUUACACUCAGCUGUUUUGACGUAACUCUCGCUCGGCAUUUUCCUGUCUUGCAAAUUAAAUCAUAUUUUAAAGUUAACAUGGUGCGCUUAAAUUUAGUCUCGUUAACAAAACGUGUGCCUCUUAUACAAUUCCGCAAGGGCGGUCUAGCAGCGGCAAACAACAAGCCAAGCCCAAGUCAACAGGCAAGUUCUAAGGAUUCAGGAGGCAAAAAGGUAACAGGUGGACCAGCAAUCGAAGACUGGGAACUGCCUGCUCGUUUUGCCCGUAAGCCGAUCGACCCACUGGAGGCUGAAUACAUAAAUAAUGGCGGAAUACCCAAUUAAUAUUACUUUGGAAAUAACUUAAGCGUUGCUUAAAAUAAAUUAUUUAAUCGAAUGAUGAUUGCCUUGUAAACCA